Molecule: messenger RNA, 1137 nt
Organism: Candidozyma haemuli
Lineage: Eukaryota; Fungi; Ascomycota; Pichiomycetes; Serinales; Metschnikowiaceae
Gene: HRQ2
Product: Hrq2p
Exons: 1
Coding region: 1-1137 (378 amino acids)
Source: RefSeq, a predicted model, not a curated record
AUGGAACUGAUUAACUAUUCUCUUCACAUCUACCUCGCUGUUGCUGUUGCUUUAGUUGUACUUUGGCAUGUUCGGAGAAAGAAUAAGGGUCCAAAGGUUAAGCCUACGGCGCCUAAGACACCCAAGCAGGCACCAAAGUCUUACCUGGUGAAACCAGUGUCGCCAGAUUUCGAUUGGCAAAAGGAGGAGCCUUUGAAGUCUUAUCCUUAUAAGGAUAAAGAGUACCGUUUGACCAUGGGUAUUUCGAAGUUGGAUGUACAAGAAUGGCUCUUGAUUGAGGACUCGUACAUUGAGGAACUCGAAGAGAAGAGGAAGAUCAUCACCAACUCUAAUCCAAAAUAUCCCGAGGGUAAGGAUUUGAGAGGAAGUACUUUCUUCGAGUCUCCCGAGGCUGACCACGCCAUUCGGGAAUUCUAUGAUGUUGCCAUGAACUACAUGUGCACCAAGUACCCCAUGUAUUUUCAGAAAGGCGAGAAGGAUAUUCUUAACACGAUCACUGGUGAUCGUAUUCCGCUUAGCUCUGCAACUCAUUCCAGAACAGCUCUUUUGGAGGCUUUGACAAGGGUUAUUCAGGAAGAUUUUAUUAUCCUUUUGAAAGACCCAAGUCGUGGAGACGAAAAGUAUGGCGAUGAGUACUUCUUCAAGGGCGGUGUCUUUGCUUUUGCAGCUGGUUUCGAUCCAAAAGACAAGUUUGACAAACCCCUCACAAGCAUCCACGGACCUAUUCCAGGAUAUGAGGAGAAAUUAAAAAAGUCAAUGAACCGAUUCUUUGAUCGCAUCAACCCUUACGAGCUCGUCACUAGGUCCAACUUCUCCGUUCAGACCCACGAUAAAUAUUAUGUUGAUAAUGACAACAAGGGAUAUCACAAUGAUUACUCUCAGGAGGGUCCUACAUUUGAUGAAAAGGAUAUCCAUUAUCGCAGUGAGCGCCAGGCUCUUACCAAAUUACCUGAAUCUGGUGCAAUUGUUUUCACCAUCAGAACUUAUAUCCACCCAUUCACUAAAUUCGCCGAAAAGUAUCCUGAAGACGGGAGACGGCUCGCUGGUGCCCUCCGUGGAUUGCCAACCGAUAUGGCCAAUUACAAAGGCGCAGAAAAGUGGGGAGACUCAGCCAAAAAGUAUCUUGAUCGCUUAUAG